CUCUCUGGUGAAAAAAAGUCAACUUUAAUUUGACCCAACGGUUGCUUGCCACGUAUCACAUGAAAUGGAUACGGGCCCGUAAGAUUAGUACCCGGACUCUAAUCCCUACUAUCCAAUACGGGUAGUGCACCAGAAGAACAAAAACAACUGCAACACUGCACAAUAGAGGAUUCUUCUUCCUCUUCGACAAUGGCAACAUCGUUAUUCCGCACCAUAAGAAGAGCAUCCUCUGCUCUCAGAUUUUCGUACGCCACCUCGUUUUCGGUCUCUCUCAGGUCAGUCGGGAGAAGCAAUAUGUGUGUGUUUUCUCCUUUGAGGCAUCGUGUCUCGCUAGGAGAGCAAGGUUACAGGUGGGGUUUAAGAAAUUUGAGCCAUGGCAGGGUGAACCUUGUGAUAACAGGAGGGAAGACCAAGUUUGAGACUGAUGAGGUUGAGCCUCCUAAGAAAGACAAGUGGAAGACCAAGAAGAGAUUGAAGAUGCAGAGGAAGAGAGAGAAGGAGAAGAGGAAAGCGGCCAACAGGAAAGACCCUCGUCGACUUGGUGUCAAAGGAAAGAAGAAGAAGCAGAGAUUUGCCAGUGCAGAUGAGAGAAUUAAGUACAAGAUUGAGAAUGCCAGAAUUAAGGAAACAUUGCUCAUUGAAAGGCUCAAAAGAUAUGAAGUUCCUAAACUUCAGGGUCCUGUGGUGAAGCCUGAUAGCUUGACGGGGGAGGAAAGGUUUUAUUUGAAGAAAAUGGCUCAGAAGAGAUCUAAUUAUCUACAAAUUGGCAGAAGAGGAUUAUUUGGAGGGGUUGUUCUCAAUAUGCAUAUGCAUUGGAAGAAACAUGAGACUGUUAAGGUCAUAUGCAAGCCUUGUAAGCCUGGUCAAGUACACGAGUAUGCACAAGAACUUGCCAGAUUGAGCGGCGGUAUUCCACUUCAAAUAAUUGGAGAUGACACUAUAAUAUUUUAUCGUGGAAGGAACUACGAACAGCCUGAUGUUAUGUCACCAAUUGAUACACUGUCCAAGAAAAAGGCACUUGAAAAAUCCAAGUAUGAGCAAUCACUUGAGUCAGUGAGGCGCUUCAUUGCUAUUGCUGAGAAAGAACUAGAGCUAUAUUACAGACACGUUGCACUUUAUGGUGAUCCAAACAACCGAAAUCCCUUAUCAGUGCUGGACAGUCCAAGUGAAAACUCCAAGGAAAAAGGGAAUCAUAGAAUUCAAGAUAAAAAAAUCCCUCACUUGAAAAGUGACUAUUUUUCAGCCAGUCUUUCAGAGACUGAAGCAGAUUCCUCGGAAUUGGAGCUGUCAGAAACAGAAGAUAGUUUUCCAGAUGAAAACUUGUCAAGGAAUGAAUCAGAUUCUGAAGAGGACAGCAUGUUGGAUUCCAAUGGUAAUCACGAAAAGGAGGUAUAUUUUACUAAAUUGCAAUAUGAAAAUGUAAGCUCAACCACAGGUUCUUCAUCAAUGGCUAAACGUAGCCACUAUUACAAUAAUAGUAAUAAUAAUCAAUGUUUAUAAAAAGUUCCAUUCACUACAUAUUAGAGAUACAUUGUUUACAGAUACCUUGUCUAAAUCAACAAGCACAUAGAAAUGUACCUUGCAGGAAUCUGAAAAAUAGGUCUUUUGUUAAGUGUUCAUACUUGCAUGGUUACACGUGUGCAUGCUAGUGUUGAUAACAGGGUAAAACAUUUUUUGUGGACACAGUCCACACAGUACUCCAAAGUUGACAAUCAAAAACUGAUCUUUAUGCUUGCAUAAUGCAGUUUCCACUUACCAAGAGGGUAAAACAUUUAAACACUUUGAAAUCCAUAAGUUUUAA
Messenger RNA from Vigna angularis (adzuki bean), 1801 nucleotides. RefSeq lists its product as uncharacterized. The transcript has 4 exons. The record is from RefSeq and is a predicted model, not a curated record. NCBI's taxonomy places the organism in Eukaryota, Viridiplantae, Streptophyta, Magnoliopsida, Fabales, Fabaceae. Gene Ontology annotation, molecular function: RNA binding. The coding region runs from base 190 to 1500 and encodes 436 amino acids.